UUAUAGCAAGCGAGAGUGAUAGAGAGAGAGUAUGUUUCAAUGACUGAGGGUGAAACAAGGUAAAGAGUGUAAAGUGUGAGAGUCAGAAUGGGGAAUACAGACAGCAAACUGAAUUUUAGAAAAGCUGUCAUUCAACUGACUACAAAAACACAGCAUGACAAUCCACCAUUGGCUCAGUCUCUGCUUAAUGCAAUUGCGGAUUUGCUGUUUUGCCCAGACUUUACUGUAGCCUCAAGCAGAAAAUCUGGACCGGACAACCCAGAGGACAUGCACAGUAUCGACAGUUGUGAGUACAUCUGGGAGAAGGGCGUUGGCUUUGCCCACUCCCCACCACACAAUAUCACACAUGACCAGAGCAGAACUGAACUCCUGAAGCUGCUUCUCACAUGCUUCUCAGAAACCAUGUACUUACCACCAAUAGCUGACGCUCACAAUCAACCAAACCAGUGGAUACAGUAUUUUACCUCUACAGAGAAUCGCCAUGCUCUGCCGCUUUUCACCUCCAUGUUAAAUGUAGUCUGUGCCUACGACCCUGUUGGGUAUGGAGUGCCCUACAACCACCUGAUGUUCACUGAUUCUCGUGAACCACUUGUUGAGAUGGCCCUCCAGGUCCUCUGUGUCACCUUGGAGAAUGAUUCUGACUCCAACAGGAAUAUAUCAGUGGAUGGCACCAGUGCUGGAAGUACCGCCAUGGAACAAAACACUGAUGUAACUCGUGUUGGUCUAAUGCAUAUCGGUGUCUUCAUCCUGCUGUUGCUCAGUGGUGAGCGGAACUUUGGUGUCCGACUCAAUAAACCGUACUCUGUCCGAGUACCGAUGGACAUUCCUGUAUUCACUGGUACUCAUGCUGACUUCCUCAUCAUUGUUUUCCACAAGAUCAUCACCACAGGUCAUCAACGUCUUCAACCACUCUUUGAUUGCUUACUCACGAUUAUUGUCAAUGUGUCCCCUUAUCUAAAGACCUUGUCAAUGGUAGCCAGCACCAAGUUAUUACAUCUCCUACAAGCAUUUAGUACUCCAUGGUUUCUCUAUGCUAGUCCAACAAACCAUCAUCUCGUGUUCUUCUUGUUAGAAGUUUUCAACAACAUCAUCCAAUACCAGUUUGAUGGUAACUCCAAUCUUGUUUACACGAUCAUUCGCAAACGCAACGUGUUCCAUCUUCUGGCCAACCUGCCCACUGAGCACUCGGCGAUCGCACGGGCCCUCAGCAAGAGGGGAAAGAAGCUCUCGCACCCGCCUAGCGAGUCAAAGGAGCCAGAAACAAUGGAAGGGGCUACACCAGCUGCCGAAGCUGAACCAGGGACACUGAAGGUCUCCCUUGCUGCCACCCCACGUCUUGACAAAAUGACUGAGAAAUCUGCCCCUGAUGAGGGCCAUCACCAACCGACUCUCAAAGACCUUGCCAGAGGGGCUGCCACGAUGCACAACGUUCAGCCGGCGAACAACAUUCAGAAUCCCACUGAAGAAGACGAGGAAGAAGAGGAGGGGGAAGAGGUGGAAGGUCGUGAGCAGGUGCAGGUGGCAGAGAGGAGAGACGUGGAGAGUGAAGAGGACGGGGAGGAGGAUGAGGAAGAGGAAGACAUGGGAAUCGCCAGCCUCGGAAUCACUUCCGACGGCUCAACUUUGAACAAACCCAGCAUGUUUCCUUGCUCCCUCUCUCCAGAAAGUCUGACCUCUGCUGGUGGUGAUGGUGUUGGCGUCGGUAGGGGAGGGCACUCAAGUAGCAGCCCUCCUCCUCCUCCACCUCACUUACUGAGGACCGGGUCAUCAAUGGGCUCAGCUGCUCCAUGGGUGGCCACACCCGACUGGGUGGCCAGCUGGAAACAGAAGCUGCCCUUGCAAACCAUUAUGCGCAUGCUGCAAGUGCUCGUACCCCAGGUGGAGAAGAUCUGCAUCGACAAGGGCCUGAAGGAUGAGAGUGAGAUCCUGAAGUUUCUCCAACAUGGUACCCUAGUCGGUUUGCUACCCGUGCCACACCCAAUUCUCAUCCGAAAGUACCAAGCGAACAGUGGAACGACGAUGUGGUUCCGAACUUACUUGUGGGGUGUGAUCUAUCUCAGGAAUGUUGAUCCACCAAUAUGGUAUGAUACUGACGUGAAACUUUUUGAGAUUCAGAGAGUCUAGUAGUGAGGGUGUGUAUGUGUGUAUAUAUGUAUAUCUAUCUAUACAUACAUAUAUACAUACAUUAACACAUAUUUCCACAAACAUUUUCAUGCAUACACUUAAACUCAUGUGCAAACACUCUUACACAUAUAUAUCCUUACAUGCACACACAUACUGUUAUAUUUUACAGAAAAAUUAUUUCAGUAAAGAAUCUCUGCUUUCACUAAUUCUAAAAGCUCUUCAGAAACUAAAAUAGUUUAUUUUGAAUCUGUAAACACUGCAAAAUUAUUUCAGAGCAUUUCUUUGUGAUUCACACAUUCAGAACACACUCAAUUCAUAAUAGUUUAAAUAAUUUCUCCACAAAAUAUGAUGUCAAAGAUUUAGAGACAGAAAUAGUAAUUAAACGAUGACGUUCCAUUUUAAUUAGCUGAAAACAAAUUUGAUCUCAUAAUCAUAUGCCAGUAUUUAAAUGUACAUACAUACUAGUGUAAUAAAUAUGAAAUAAAUAAAAUGAUAUAUGGAAAUAUAUAUAUAUAUAUAUAUAUAUAUAUACACAUAUAUAUAUACAUACAUAUAUAUAUAUACACACACACACACACACGUCUGUGGGUGUCUGUAAAAUGGUGUGCUUUGUAUGCACAAUAAAUAACUGAUUGUAUUAGAGCUGAAUGUAA
Messenger RNA from Octopus bimaculoides (California two-spot octopus), 2777 nucleotides. RefSeq names its product protein HID1. Gene Ontology annotation, cellular component: Golgi medial cisterna; Golgi trans cisterna; membrane. Lineage: Eukaryota; Metazoa; Mollusca; Cephalopoda; Octopoda; Octopodidae. The record is from RefSeq and is a predicted model, not a curated record.